CAACAUGGCGGCGACAUUGACGUACAGACUUUUAUCUCGCUACCGUAUUUUCAGCGGCUGUUGGACGCUGAUUGGUCCUCCACUGGUACCUUUUGAUUGGCUGUUUUGUUGGGUUGACGCUAGUGGAGAGUAACGUGUAAAUAUCAUAAAUUCUGAUUGGUUGUUAGUUUUUUUAAACUAAUCAUUGUCCAAUAGCUGUCUCUGUAACUACUUUGACACAACAACAUGUAAAUUGUAAAAUAGCUGACAUCUUGGUUGAAGGUUUUGUUUUAAUAGUUGAACUUAAGAUAUGACGGGACUGCUUUUGUAAGAGAGUUCAUGACUCUUCAUGCAAUCUCUCUCAGACGUAUUAGUGACGGUACGUUAAUGGCUGCCUCCAAAUUCUAUUGAGAGCCGUGUUUCCUGGCUGGUAGAACUUGUAAGGACACACGAUUAUAAACUGAGCUACCUAUGUAAGGGGGAAAAAAACAUGGACGGAUGGAGCUCUGUCGUUUCGGAAAAUAACCGAGCCAUCUCCGACGGGGAAUGCAUGCUAGGAUACGUAGCCGGGGGUGAGAGCCGGGAAGCGGAGCCGCGGAGCUCCGCAGAAAGGAUGGAGGACUUGGGCGCAGAAGCGGCAGCAGCAUCUGUGGGGUUCGGGAUCAGUGGGACAGGGGAAGGCAAAAUGGUAUUGGGUCGAGUCGGAUCGAGAGACGACAAAGAGCUCAAGUACCUGCACCUUUUGUGGGAGCCGGGGCGAGGUGAGUUCGAGCCGGUCGCCGAAUCGAGCAGGCUGGGGAAGAUAGCGGGGAGCAGGGCCAGGAGGCACCAGAGAGCCGUAAGGAACCUGGGUCCCAUUGGAAAAGACAUUUACGCUGCUAAAAGACUGAGGGAAGCUGCCAACAGCAACGACAUAGACACAGUGCGAAAGCUCCUGCAGGAUGACGUCGACCCGUGUGCUGCAGAUGACAAGGGCCGGACGGCUCUUCACUUCUCGUCCUGCAAUGGCAACGACAGCAUCGUGCAGCUGUUGUUGAGUUAUGGCGCCGACCCCAACCAGAGAGACAGCCUGGGAAAUACCCCUCUGCACCUGGCGGCCUGCACCAACCACGUGCCUGUAAUCACCACCCUGCUGAGAUCAGGAGCUCGCGUGGACGCCCUCGACCGCGCAGGACGGACCCCGCUGCACCUGGCGCGCUCCAAGCUCAACAUUCUGCAGGAAGGAGAAUCGCGCAGCCUGGAGACCCUCCGAGGGGAAGUCACCCAGAUUAUCCAGAUGCUCAGAGAGUACCUGAACCUAAUGGGCCAAAGUGAGGCCAAAGAAAGACUGGAGCACAUUUCAACACAGCUGCAGCACACACGCACCAGAGAGCAGGUGGACGAAGUGACUGAUUUACUGGCCAGUUUCACAUCGCUUAGUCUACAGAAGCAGAACCUGGAUACUAGGUAGAAGAUUGACUGCACACAGAGCCGACAUGCAGCUCCUUUUUAAAUAUGCAGAGCCUCAAAUUGUCUGUAUUAGGCCAGGAGGCCACAGGUCCAAACGCCGCACUGGGAUUGGCUGUCAGUAUUUAUUGAAGGGACUGCUGCGGACAUCAGCUUUUUAUUUUCACCAAGGCAAAAAAGAAAAAAAGUAUUGAUAAGUAUCAGAGAUACACACGUCAGAUUUUUUCCAAAGCUCUGACCUACCAUUACAAUAAGUAUUACUAUCUAGUACUAUAUUUAUUACAAGGUUUGAAUAAAUUAAAAAUAUAUCCGUCCGCGUAAAAUGUUUAUUGUAAAGUAAAGAAACACUCUGAAUACAGCCAAAUUCUUCUGCAUAUGUGAUAACUCACUUUUUUUAAGCACACUUCAAAAUAUAUGUCGAAGUUGCAAUGAAAGAUAUUAUUUUAUCCCCGCAAGGAAUCUGCAUUCGGUAUAAAUAGCAGCUGUUUCCAACGUAGUGUUUGAAUGAGGAAGAAAAACUUUAAUUAAAUGCCAGAUAUGGCAAAUUAUUAAAUUAUUUAUACAUUUACGGCAACUAUGUACAGGACUCUCAAGAAGUCAAUCAUUACGCAGUUCUGUUAGAACCGGACCAACAAUCGCAUUAGGUCUGUGUGUGAGAGAGACGGAGAGAGCAGUGGUGUCACUCAGCUCUGCAGUAAAACAGGAAGCCAUUAUUGUUUAAAAAAUACAAUGUUUUAAGUCGUUUUCACAUCCUACGCCAGUAGUUAGUGCGGUUAGCAUUUCUAACGCGAUCAAUCUCUGUGUAUUUCUUGGAUGAUGCUUGCUGUGAUCUUAAGUAAGAUUUUCUGAAGACAACUAACAUUUCUAAAUUUCAGCGCUAGACUCUUCAAAAGAGUAACUCUGAACCUUCUCUCAAUAACGGCUACUACACCGAAGAGGGUCGAUAGCAUGACCUUUUGGCAUGGUCGGCUAAUUGAUCAGGAAAAAAAAAAGUUUGAUUUUCAGUUUGGUCGUAAUGCUUGGCUGGACUCGUCUUGUCAGUUCUGGUCACCAGUUUUUGGUGCAUCUUUGAGAAAAUGUCGUUCAACUUUUAAACAACGGGCAACAAAACCCCUAAAGUCUGGUGGAACUAUGACUUUACUGUGUGGACUGAUUUACAUGUUUCUUUUUGCCUAACUCAAUAAAUAUACUGUGAUAAUUACAGUACAUAAUGGUUUGACAGUUUAACUGGUGUAACUUUUAUUUUCUUGUCAAAGUGUCUUUGUUUUAUUGCCUUAUUUCUUUUGUUUUUUUUACUGUACAUAAUGACUCUGUGAACUGUGUUGUAAAGAAUAUUUGAAAGUCGGUAUGAACCAAUAAAUCAGUACGUUGGCUAUGA
Gambusia affinis (western mosquitofish) is the source of this 2803-nucleotide messenger RNA. It is a transcript of the gene ankrd54, whose product is annotated as ankyrin repeat domain 54. Gene Ontology annotation, molecular function: protein binding. The record is from RefSeq and is a predicted model, not a curated record. The transcript is spliced from 8 exons. The coding region runs from base 470 to 1429 and encodes 319 amino acids. NCBI's taxonomy places the organism in Eukaryota, Metazoa, Chordata, Actinopteri, Cyprinodontiformes, Poeciliidae.